AAUAAGGAUGACAAUAAAUUUGCUUAAGUUUAUCUAUUUAGGAGAGAGCCGAGCAGCCUCCAGAAGAAGUGAAAUAAUAAUAAUAAAAGAAAUGCAGACCGGCUUUCUGACGGCAACGCCCGCCGGCGCCGGCGCCGUCUUAUCGCACUCCGGCAUCCGCCGGCGAUGCCACAUCGGCUCUUCAAAGUUCCCUCUCAUCCUUACCACACCUAAAUUACAGUUACAGCCGCUCCACACUUCCCGCGGCUCCGUAUGGAGCGCCGGCGCCGCCGCUUUUGACGUUAUGCGUGAUUACGGUUCGGUGAUUCAGGACGCCGGAGCAAUGGCGCUCACCAUCGCCGGAGCAUACGCUCUCGUCUCCACUUUCGACGGCUUAACGCAGCGCAAUCUCAUUCCGCAGAGUUUAAGCAGGAAGCUGGUCCAUAUACUAUCUGGGCUGCUUUUCAUGGCAUCCUGGCCUAUUUUCAGCACGUCAAAAGGGGCUCGCUACUUUGCUUCCAUUGUCCCCAUCCUUAACUGCCUUAGGCUGCUUGUCAAUGGCCUUCGGUUCGCUGAUGAUGAAGGACUCGUUAAGUCUGUCACUCGGGAAGGAAAUCCAGAAGAACUGCUUCGAGGCCCAUUGUACUAUGUCAUGGUACUGAUUUUAUGUGCACUUGUCUUCUGGCGUGAAUCUCCAGUUGGAGUGGUUUCACUAGCAAUGAUGUGUGGUGGAGAUGGUGUUGCUGAUAUCAUUGGAAGAAGAUUUGGGUCGGUAAAAAUUCCUUACAAUCAACAAAAGAGUUGGGCUGGUAGUAUCUCCAUGUUUGUUUUCGGUUUCUUGAUAUCACUCGGGAUGCUGUGUUACUUCUCAGCACUCGGAUACUUUCAAUUGGAUUGGAUCCCGACGAUUGAAAGAGUGGCGGUGGUUUCAUUGGUGGCAACCGUGGUGGAGUCUCUCCCGACCAACGGAGCUGUGGACGACAACAUCUCGGUUCCUCUAGUAAGCAUGAUAACUGCUUCUUUGAGUUUUGGUUUGUAGAGUAGGGAUUCAAUGCCAGAACUGAACCUCCAUGAUUAAUGAAAUCAGUGAGAAUGUGUUUGGUCUUCA
Molecule: messenger RNA, 1087 nt
Organism: Ipomoea triloba (trilobed morning glory)
Lineage: Eukaryota; Viridiplantae; Streptophyta; Magnoliopsida; Solanales; Convolvulaceae
Product: probable phytol kinase 1, chloroplastic
Exons: 6
Coding region: 8-1018 (336 amino acids)
Biological process (GO): vitamin E biosynthetic process
Cellular component (GO): chloroplast
Molecular function (GO): phytol kinase activity
Source: RefSeq, a predicted model, not a curated record